Molecule: messenger RNA, 1023 nt
Organism: Parnassius apollo (apollo)
Lineage: Eukaryota; Metazoa; Arthropoda; Insecta; Lepidoptera; Papilionidae
Source: the annotation of a GenBank genome assembly
AUGGGAAAAGCUAAAGAUCUGUCUCCAAGGAAAAUUUCCGAAAUUAAAACUUUAUUAUUGCAUACUGGGCAUUCCCAAAGAAAGAUUGCAUCGAUUGCUAAUGUUUCGAGGGCAUCAGUUGACCGAAUAAAAAAAAAACUUGACACAAAUGUGGACCUGACGCCGAAACGUGCGAAAAAUUGUGGACGAAAGAAAAUUACCACGCCACGUGAUGAAAGAAAAAUCAGGGAUAUCUGUGUUGAAAACAGGAAGGCACCUCGGAAGAUUCUUACGAAGAAGGUACAGGACGCUGGAAUCAACAUUUCCCUAGCAACAGUUCGUCGACGCAUGAAAGACUUGGGGUUCAUUUGUCGUCGACCGGCUAAAAAAACUCUUCUUACACAGGCUAUGAUGUCAAAGCGUUUACAAUGGGCAAAAGAACACCAGAACUGGACUGCUGAAGACUGGAAUAAGGUUUGUUUUUCUGAUGAAUCGUCAGUGCAAAUUUUGUCGGACAAAACCGUAUUUGUAAGAAGAAAGAAGGGUGAGAAAUUCAAAGAAGAUUGCAUAAUCAAGCGAGUGAAGCACCCAUUCAGCAUCAUGGUAUGGUCCAUAAUAAGCAGCAAAGGCACUGGUCGUCUAUACAUUGUGGAGGGAACGAUGCGGCAGGAUCAAUAUAUCCAGGUCCUUGAGACAAAAAUGCUGCCACAGGUCCAGGAGUGGUUUCCGAACGGCGAAUUUACGUUCAUGCAUGACUCUGCUCCUUGCCGCAAAGAAAAAAAGGUCACGAAAUUUUUAAAUGCCCAGAAAGUAAAAGUUCUUGACUGGCCUGGGAAUUCGCCGGACCUCAAUCCCAUAGAGAAACUCUGGGAGUUGAUGAAACGAGAAAUUUCCAGAGAACUCAUCACUAAUAAACGCCAACUGAUCGAGCGUUUGAUAGAUGUUUGGCACCGGAGUGAAUCAAUUAAGAUAAAAUGUAUCGAAAGUAUGCCCAGGAGAAUUCAGGCGGUUAUAGAAGCAAAAGGCGGUGUCACUAAAUACUGA